AUGGCGAUAAUGGAGCUUUCGGGCCCUCCUCAUCGCCCGUGGGAAGGCACACGUACCGCUCACCAGGCCCCGCAGCCUCAAAACGGCCAGGUCCUACCGUCGAUCUCGACUUUGACUGCCAGUAUGUCCUUGGGUUCUAUCACCUCUGCAGAGAAGUCCCCAGCCCAGGCUACACUUGAAAGGGACUCGGGGAAUUGGUCCAUGUCCCAAAGUGCCCGUUCAUCGACGUACUCGAGCACAACGAACGGUACCAACGGAUAUCACCAUGGCUCUUUUAUCCCUUCGUCGCAAGCACCACAGAUCCCUACUGAGCCACCAGUUACUCCAGUUUCAAAUGGCCCAGCGCAAUCUCCCAGUUUCUCCUCACAACCACCUAAUACAAUGCUACCCUCGAUUAAUCAAACAUUCGAGGGCUCACAGCGACCAGAAUAUCCGGAGUCCCGUCGCAGUAGCCUUGAUAGCAGAAUGAACCAAGGUCUGAGCUCCUUGGCUAUUAACCAAGCCUCGCCAUACCAAAGCGCCAAUGUAUCUCAGACCUCCAUUGUAUCUGGCCUGCAGAGAGAACGGGGGAUUUCAGGCGACUAUGGAAAGCCACCCACAACACACCGUGGACCUCGCUAUGUAGGAAAUCAACCCCUAUCACCGCUGGGUCCCCGGGUCGGAGAGCAUCGAAGCUUUCCAGCUGGACGAACAGCGCCCGCCAUCAGCUCAAACCCCGAAGCAAAGAUUUACAAUGCUGAAACUCCUAUUCCGGGUAUGCCUUAUGCUUUCCCGGAUCCAUUUGUCGCACGCCCAGAUAAGCCAAGCCGAUUGUCGGAUCAAAUCUCUCGACGAGAUAGUGGCACAGAGUCGCUCGCAAGCAGCAGGUUUACCAAUGACAGUCGGCUGCCGCAGGGCCAGCAUGAACUACCACAAAGCGUUCACCACCACUCUCUGCAUCACAAACAGGUCCGGAAUUUGAUGGGCGAGAGUGAGCCUCCUAAUGGCUCUACUCCCUAUAGCCGAACCCCGGAGUUAAGGAUAUCUCAUAAGCUUGCUGAAAGGAAGCGACGCAGUGAGAUGAAGGAUUGCUUUGAAGCACUCCGUACCCGGCUACCUUCCACCCAAAACAACAAAUCAAGCAAGUGGGAGACUUUGAAUAGAGCGAUGGAUUAUAUUUCUCAACUAGAGAAGAACCUUACACAAUCUCAACACGAGCGGGAUCAACUACGAGCCGAAGUUGAGGAGCUCCGGCGGUAUGCCACCCAGCAACAACCAACAUUAUCUAGGCAAACAUCUGCGUUUGAUAUCCCUCACCCUGCCCCAACAUUGCAACCAAAUGGCAUAGCAAACUCAGCACAGACACCGACCUCCUUGUUCUCCUCACCCUUUUCAGCUGGAUCGAGCACUUCACUUGUCCCCCCACCCACACAUCCUCCGACGCAAGACCCAUCCAGAACACUGCCCCCACUCGUAAACCAACCCCUUGCUCCAAUGCAAGGUGUGCAGUAUACUGAUGGAAGAUAA
This is a messenger RNA of Uncinocarpus reesii 1704, 1506 nucleotides long. RefSeq lists its product as uncharacterized. The transcript is spliced from 4 exons. Gene Ontology annotation, molecular function: protein dimerization activity; DNA-binding transcription factor activity. Gene Ontology annotation, cellular component: RNA polymerase II transcription regulator complex. The coding region runs from base 1 to 1506 and encodes 501 amino acids. The record is from RefSeq and is a predicted model, not a curated record. Gene Ontology annotation, biological process: positive regulation of transcription by RNA polymerase II. Lineage: Eukaryota; Fungi; Ascomycota; Eurotiomycetes; Onygenales; Onygenaceae.